GGGGGCUGAGCUGAUCCCACGUGUGACGCUUUCAUUCCCGGCUCAGUAAUAUUCUCAUAGCGGGGCUUUGCAUAUCUCCUGCCGUAUCUGUGUGUGUCUGUCACUGUUACUGUAGUCCCAGCCUAUAGUUUGGAAUAGAUAUGGAAGGAGACGGGAGUCAAGCCACAUCCGGAAGCCUAAAUGAUUCACAACAUGACCCGGGUAAAAUGUUUAUCGGUGGCCUCAGCUGGCAGACCUCACCAGACAGCCUUAGAGACUAUUUUAGUAAAUUCGGAGAAAUAAGAGAAUGUAUGGUGAUGAGAGACCCCACGACAAAACGCUCCAGAGGAUUUGGGUUUGUUACGUUUACAGAUGCUGCCAGCGUAGAUAAAGUCUUAGCUCAACAACACCAUGAAUUAGACUCAAAGACGAUUGAUCCUAAGGUUGCCUUUCCCCGUCGCGCCCAGCCUAAGAUGGUCACAAGAACAAAGAAAAUAUUUGUGGGUGGCUUGUCAGCCAAUACAGUAGUGGAAGAUGUGAAGCAGUAUUUUGAACAGUUUGGGAAGGUUGAUGAUGCCAUGCUUAUGUUUGAUAAGACUACUAACAGACAUAGAGGAUUUGGUUUCAUAACUUUUGAGAGUGAAGACAUCGUAGAGAAAGUCUGUGAAAUUCAUUUUCAUGAAAUCAAUAACAAAAUGGUAGAAUGUAAGAAGGCCCAGCCCAAGGAGGUGAUGUUCCCACCAGGUACACGAGGGCGAGCCAGGGGUCUGCCCUACACCAUGGAUGCCUUCAUGCUGGGAAUGGGCAUGCUGAGUUACCCUAAUAUUGUGGCAACGUACGGCCGCGGAUACACUGGAUUCGCACCAAGCUACAGCUACCAGUUCCCUGGCUUCCCAGCGACAGCAUACGGACCGGUGGCGGCGGCGGCGGUAGCAGCAGCGCGUGGCUCAGGUAGGGGGGCCCGUGGAAGAGGCGGCUACUUGGCGUACCCACAGAGCACAGGGCCAGGCCUCCCCGAUUAUGGGUUUUACUCUGCGCCCAGUGACCAGAGGGGGGGGCCCUGCUCCUUUGCUGACUAUGGCUCCCUGGGGCCCCAAGCGGCUCAGAUGCUGCACAGUGAGCAUGCCACCUCCGCCUGCAACUCCCCCCUCCAGCACCUACACAGCCCGGAUCAGUUUAAGAACCCAGGCACCAACCCGUCAAGGCCCGGAGGUUUUCCUGGUGCUAACAGUCCAGGGCCUGUGGCCGACCUGUACGGACCUAGCAGCCAGGAUUCAGCUGUGGGCAACUACAUCAGUGCUGCUAGCCCUCAGCCUGGCUCUGGGUUUGGCCCCAGCAUCACAGGCCCGUUGAUUGCAACAGCUUUUACAAAUGGAUACCAUUGAACAGGUGGCCGGUUGCCAUCUCAUCAGAGCAGAGUAUAUCUGGUGGCCCAGGAAAGACAGGACGAAGUUUCUAAUUGGCUUUGUGUGCAGGUGAUGCUAAUCCAACUUCAAGCACUACAGUGUCACCCAGGCAAAAAGAACGAAAGUCGGAACAAAUGAAGAAGAAAAGAAAACGUUAGUCAUCUCAGAAAAAUAACAACUGCUGUACUAUAAUCCAAACCUCCUAUAACUUUACAACCUGGUUUGGUAUGAUGUUUCACGUCAAUCUCAUCCACCUAUCUCCUUCCUCUGUUAGCUUUUCUUUUGAUUAGUUUUUAGAAAGUCUCUUUAGUUUGACCUUGAUUUUGUGUCAUUUUAUUUUAUCUUCUUCUAGUAUAUUUGUGUAAAUGGAUUUUGUUUGAAGUGCGGGGGUCAUAGCCAAGAAUAUCUGCAAGUCACGUCUUCAUCUUCGUAUGGGUUAGUGUAAAGGAAAAACGGUGGGAUGUUCCAUUCAGUCUUUCCGCAAAAAAAGAAGCUCGGAGAAAAAAAAAAUUAAAUUUUAAGGAAAAUUUUAAGAAGGUAUCUAAGUAAUAAAUCUUAGUAGCUGUUUUAUUUCUUGUGAUGUCUCAUUGUUAACCAUAAUUACCUAUUUUUGGGCAAUACAAAGAGGACUCCAAUAUUUUUAUGGUCCUUUUUUAUAAGUGUUGUUUUUGUUGUUUAGAAAUAUAUAUAUAUGCUAUAACAAAUUUCAUAUAACUACAUUGUGAAUUCAAACUUGAGAAAAAGAAAUGUAGCUGUACAUAUUAUUCCAGUCACUGCAUAUAACCAACUCAGUGAGAGAAUAGCAUAUUUUUGUGAUGGUGUGUCAAAAGAAACAUGUUAUAGCGUGUGAAUAGAAGAAAAAGCUGUAAACAGUUAUUAUUAUAACGACCCCAGAGACAAACAGAACACACUUGCUCUGUAAAUACUGAAGCUGAAUAAUUUUACAAGUGUCAUACCAGCAAAUUUACAAACGGUGAGUUAAGUCAACACAGUUUUAAGAGAUAAGAAGAGAAGAGCCUGAUCGGUAUCUUUUGUCUAACUGUUCAGAAAUCAGCAUCAUUUCAAAGAGAGAGAGAAAAACAGACAAUUUAAUCCAAAGCACACUGUACUUCGAUGUGAUGAUUAGAACUUGAACCAGGCAUUUUCCAGUGCUCUGUGCAUCCUGACACUUUUAUACUCCUGAGAGGAACUUGUUAGAUGUAUGUUAUUGUUUGUUUCAUCCUGCUUGUUCCUGAUUAAUUUUUUGGAACACAAUAUCUGGGCUCUGUGCGAGAGCCGCUCUGUAAUGCUUGUUCUCUGAAUCAUUUCUUUUUGAAUGAAUUAGGAAAGUAAACAUUUUGAUACCAUACCUCAGCCUUUGUGAGUUCUAUUGUGGAAUCAUUGGCAGGUUUAAUUUAUUCUCUAGUGGCAAAACAAAUGAAAACACUGAAAGGUAAAAGGCGAGUAAUCAUUGCACUGUGAGUAGUAAAGUACAGGCCAUUUUCCUAUUUGCACAUGUAUAUGUUGGCUUUUUAAAAACGGCCCUGUGCUUUGGGACAGUAUGAAGGAUUUCUGGGUUUGUGUGUUCUUGACGCGACAAACACGUCAAAGUUUAGUGGUGAGUUAACAGCUUGGGAAGUAGUAACUGAUAUGUUGGGUUUCUUUCUAUAUUAGACCCACGCCUCAUCGAGAGAUAUUUACACAGGGUCAAAUCAUGACACUGAAUUAUUCACUCUCUGUCACUGCACCAGAUUUUACACAGUAUGUGUGGUUAAUGGUUUUACUCAUGACAAACAUUCAAUAAUAAUAUGCUCCAGAGUGCAGUCCAGUUUUUAAUGUCAUUGAUGGAAUGAAUGGUGUGUAUUCUGAAAUACUUUACCUGCUGCAGAUGUGUUUGUUGUUUUCAUUUUACUCACUUCCUGUCUCAUUUCUUUUGUUUCAAAACAACCAGGUAAAGAAAUAUGCUGGAAACUUCUAAAGUAAAUGAUGUGGAGGUGUUGAUCAAGUAAUAAUAUAAAGAGUAAAGAGAAAAAAAAACCCUUGUAAUGUUCAAAUGUAAAAGAAAAUAAGAAAUACAAAACUAUAUAAAAAAAAAGAAAGAUGCUUCUUUGCUGAUUUCAAGUUUAAUCAGAGUUUUAUUGAUACUUUGUGGUUUAUAUAUUAAUAAUUGUAAUAUACUAUUAAAAUGUACUGUGCAUCCAUUGCUUUCUCUCUUUCCAUUCCCCAUCCUCAGAGAUCUACUAUCUUUUGUUGAUCAUUCAUGUAUUUCAUUAGUGUGUAAAGAAAUCACAGUUAACUUGUAAACAGAGUGCUGUCUUUGAUACCAGUGUAGUGCUCUUUGUUGUUCUCCCUGCUCUACCUCUCCUUUCUCUCAUAUUUAUCCCUCUCCCUCUCGCGCUCUUUUCUAUCUCCUGUAAUUACAAAGUAGAUGUUAUAUAGGACUCAUUAAUAUAAUACUUGUAGUGAAUAGUGGAUUUAGGACCAGUCGAGAUAGACCUUUCUCUAAAUGAUCAUGUUAUUCUGAUAUUUGCCGACAGUUAUUUUGAUAGAGGUUCAUUGUAAUUUAUUCCCUGUAUGUUUUAUUUUUGGUUUUGGUUUUGCCACUCUCACAUGGUUUCAGCUAACCAAAGCUCUCAUGGAUGAACAAUAGAGAAACAGUUGCUGUAAGAUGGAAUUGUACACAAGGCAUUAUUUGGAUCCCCACCCUUGAAUGUUUUAAAAGGGGUGUGCCAUACUACCUUAAAUGCUAACGCUAGAUAUGCAAAACUUUUAUUUUUGAUUCUUUUUUAAGAGGGACACAAGCUAUAAUCAUGGAAAAAACAUUUUAUGUAAAAAAUAUUUCAUAUUUUUUUAAGAAACAUAUGAUUACCACAGUAGUCCUGAUAUCAGUCAUAGUGCUGUUUAAAUUACCUGUUAUAUCUUUUAAUGUUUGUACACUUUGGAAUUUCUCUCAAAACCUUUAUUAACUAUUCUAAUUGUUUUAAUCUCAGAUUCUGGGAGCUCCUUUUUGUUAGAAUCCGUCAUCAAUGUUGUUCACACAUAUGGAUUCUAUAGAGGCAUUACUGUAGAAAUGAAAGAGAUCCACUGCAGGAGUGUGUAUCAAGUUAAAUUGAUGUCCUGACUCUGGACCAGCAUCUGAAGCUGUGAUUAUUUAAAAGAUUCAGACUUGAAUAUUAUCACUCCAGGUUUCUGUCCAUAACUCAGACCUGUUGGAUUUACACACGCUGCUGUGUUUCAAGCAAAAACAAACCAAUUGUAAAGACAGUUUAGUUUGUGGAGCUCCAGCUGUGUUCAUCCACAUGUUGACUUAUUUUGUGAGUAAAUUCAAUUAAACAUAAUUUAGGUUUUAUAUCAGUUAUUUAAUUCACCUCAUGAGGUUUUAAAUUGAAACUACACACAUUACAUUAAUAUAUAAUAGUAGUGUCUAUUUAUUCUUCUCAUCUAAUAUAGACUGUCAAAUUACACACAGUAUGAACAGAACGGCAGCUUUGUUAGAUUCGACUUUAAUAGACAAAUUAUUCCAAUAAAUCCAGCAAGUAUAAAAGACACUGUUACUGAAAAAAGAGAAAUUACAAAAUGAUAAAGUCCAUGUUUGAAAGGGUCAAAUAAUAAUAAAUAAUACAUUUAUAAUAAAAUUAUCAGUCAUUGAUUGUAGGAAAAAUACAGUAUUUGCCCAAAAUUAUAGUAAAACUAAUUUAUUUAAAAACAUAAUUAGAAAUGUUUAUGUUCACCUUAAUUGCACAUUAUAGUUUAUAGUAUAAUAUACAAAUACAAUAGGAAUCAGUCAUUUAAACUAGGAUCAAACAAAGUGUUCCUCCUGUUCAUUUGCAGAAUUGUCCGUUAAAUUUAACUGAAAUAAAAAAGUCAAACUCCUACAAGAAGCUCGCCAGGAACAGCUCUGUUGCUUUUCACCUGAAAGGCAAACAAGUCUAAAAUACAUUGUGUGUGUUUUCUGUUGAGGUGCCUGGUGGCUGUAAUUGGACUGUAAUUAACACUGUAAUUGACCCUUUUUGACUGAAGAAACAUUUUCCCUUAAAAAUAUAUAAAAAUAGACUCUUCUGUUGUUUUGUGAUCCUGUAGCUUGGACUUUAAGGUAGCAUGGCUCUGUUGCUGUAAUUUCAUUUUAUCUCAAACUGACAGCAGUUUACAGCUGAUGAAUGUUACACAUCUUAGUAGACUAGCUUAUCCAUUUGGGGAGAGGGGAGGGGUCUUGGUUUAAGAAAAAAAAUAAUCAAAAAAGAAAAAAAGUCAACCUGGAAGGUGUUGACAUUUGUAGUGUACUACCGUAUCCAUUUAAACUUGAAUCUUGAGGCAAGUGCUAGGCAAUGGCCAAACAAUUGAUCCCAUCCGUAGUGGGAAGCCACCCUGAAACCACACACACACACACACACACACACACACACGCACACGCACACGCACAGGCACACACGCGUGAGGUUUUUGUCGUCUUGGAUUCACGUCUGUCUUUGUGAAUAUGAACAACUGUCUCCCAGAAGCUGGGACAUCAGACCAAGACUGUUUCAGGCUCCGCUCCAUUUUAAUGAAUCAGACUGACUUUGAAGGCUCAUCGAUUGUUACAGAGUAUUUAUACAUGAGAGAGGCUCAUUCAUAGUGGUGCUAAUGGUUUUAAACCAGACAAUGUGCCCUUAUCUCUGAGAGAUACUGUCACAGUGACCACAGUGACUCACUAACGCCACCAUCUCUAACAAAGAUCUGUUCAUGUCCACAAAUGUAGACUGAGCUCUUCAAGGUGACAGAAACUCGUUCAGCUGUUGUUUCAGGGUGAAGUUCCCCUCAGUCCAAACCAUUGCCAUCUCACCCAUGCUCAUUACAAAUAUAUACAUACAAUUGCAAUAUAUAUGUGUAUAGAUGAAUAUAUAUCUGCAAUUUUUUAGUGGCUCAUUUGAACAAUAUUAGACUGGAGACCUCAGCUGUAUACAGAAUAUCCCUCACACAGCUACACCCAGGUUCAUAUAGUCAAAUGUCUUGAUUAUCUUGCUCACCGACACGAGAGUUCAGCCGUGGCGUGUUGUCGAGAGAGUAGAGUGGAGCCUGAUGGACGCAGUGUGAGGCUCUGCUGUCUCCAUGUUUCUGCAGGCUGAGCACAGAGCUCUCCGCACUGCUGUCUGCCCAUUCCUAACACUUGCCCCUUUUUUUAUGUUAACCGACUUUUUAUGGCGAGAGACAGACAGACUUGACUGACAUCUGAAAGCAUCUUUCAGGUUAUCAUAUGGCUUGCUUAAGCCCUGUUGUAAAAUAUACUAAAAAAAAAUAAUAAUGAUAAUAAUAAUAAUGGAUGGGGGUCUCUCACAUAUCAAAUGUGGAAAGUCUAAUUUUAUAUUUGUAUUUUCAAAUAAUAAUAUUGACAAAAAAAUGUCUGUGAAAGGUUUCCAUCCUCUACUGUGGUCCAGAAAUUGAUGUGUCUGUCUGGAAAAUAAAUAAAAUAAACUGAAUUGUUAUAUUA
Molecule: messenger RNA, 6828 nt
Organism: Seriola aureovittata
Lineage: Eukaryota; Metazoa; Chordata; Actinopteri; Carangiformes; Carangidae
Product: RNA-binding protein Musashi homolog 2
Exons: 15
Coding region: 141-1364 (407 amino acids)
Cellular component (GO): cytoplasm
Molecular function (GO): RNA binding
Source: RefSeq, a predicted model, not a curated record